Carassius auratus (goldfish) is the source of this 2049-nucleotide messenger RNA. RefSeq names its product F-box and leucine-rich repeat protein 8 (gene fbxl8). Lineage: Eukaryota; Metazoa; Chordata; Actinopteri; Cypriniformes; Cyprinidae. Bases 152 to 1255 code for a protein of 367 amino acids. The record is from RefSeq and is a predicted model, not a curated record. The transcript is spliced from 2 exons. Gene Ontology annotation, molecular function: protein binding.
AGAACGUAUAUGUUUUUUCCCCCAUCAGAAGUCUGACAGAAAUACAGAGAGCAGAGUCAUCACGAACUGUGCUCGAUUAAGAGAUUUUCGGUUAAAACAUCUUUUAAUUUUAAUGUACCGCGGCUGACAGGAGGUAAAGGGCUGAUUUGGAAUGGAUCUGCCAGAAGAGAUCCUUGCACAUAUUUUUUCCUUCCUGCCUUUACAGGACAAAUGCAAUGCAUUUGCUGUUAGUAAGGCUUGGUCUAAUAUCAUGACACAUCCAAGCUCAUGGAAAGAUACUGAAGUCAGGUGUGAGUCUGAAACCAGUGUCCCUGACAGAUAUUCUGCUCUUCUGCCACUGGUCAGAAAUUUGAAACUGAGAAUGUGUCUGACCGAUCCAGCCAAUCGCAAAACAGCACUGUGGGUGCUGCGGCAGGCAGUUGCCAGCGGUGACGGGCGGCUGGAAGGACUUUCCAUCUGUUGUGAGGGGAACACACCUCUCUUUUAUGCUGGUCAGGACCUGCAGCAAGGCUUAGUGGACAUACUGACGAACGGGUCGUCCCUAACUGUGCUUGACCUAAAGGGUGUACCUUUCACCCUCAGCGACUCCUUCGUCAGGAGUGUAGCCAUGCUUUGCCCUGCUCUGCAAAGGCUUUACAUCAACAAUCACUCUCUGGUGUGUGGCGUCAACGCUGAAACUCUGAGCCAAGUGCUGAAAAGCUGUCAGUCGCUCAGCGUUCUUGGAGUUUUCCAGGCCAGUCUCUCACAAGACGUCUUUAAAGAUCUCAUGUUGCCUGAACGAGCAGCACUAAAGAAACUAGAGCUCCGUUGCGAACGUUCGCUCAAAUACACCGUGCCUCUCUGUGACCAGAUAUGGUUAGAGUUAAAACUGAGACACCCGCGUCUCUGGGUGGAACUUGAGCUGGACCACACCCUCCCUGAAUUGCACGUUCCAGGGGUUCUGCAGCCCAGCAUCCCUGUCCGAUGUCUUCGGCUGCUCACUUGGACUUUGCUGUUGGAUGAGGUUCGGAUAGUCAGGCAGAGUUAUGCAAACACGCUAGAGGUUCUGGAGCUGCAGACUGUCCCAUCUCCUGAACUUAACUCUGAGUUGAUAGCCUUAGCAAAGCAGUGCGUCAAGCUCCAAGAGGUUCACUGUUAUUGUGUGGUCUCGCAGGAAGUAAUAACAGCAUUCUUAACAAACUGUCCUAAUCUCUGCAGAUUCACACUCAAGACACAUAAAGAGCCUCACCCAUGGACCUCCAAUAAACUGCAGUAAUGCUCUCAAGUGCUCUUGCCCUAUUUUAAGUCUAAUCAAAUAACUACAUUUGUGACACUGAGUGAUUAAGCGAAAUACUUUUACAGACGGUCAGAUGUUCUUGUUUCCAUUUAACCAGAAGAUGCUCUUUGGAUCAUUCUGAAAUGAUGCUGGAGAAGGUGCUCAUCAGGUUUAGUUCAUGCAGCUCAAAUUCUGAUAUCACUAAGGCAAAAGGGAGACAAACCAAAUACUAAGAUGUUCUGAUAUUCAUUAAACUUCAAAUAUAUCUCACUUGAAAUCACUUAAAUCUAAAAGAUUAUUUUUUCAAUAAUUACUCAGCCUCAUGUCUUUACAGAACACAAAAUAAGUAAUUUUAAGCGCAAGUGUCAGGAAUGGACUUCCACUGUAUGGAGAGAGAGAGAAAUGUUUCUCAAAAUAUCACCAAAUAUUUCUUGCUCAAAAGAAUAAAGAAACGCAUACAGGUUACACACACCCUAUAUAUAUAUAUAUAUAUGUGUGCAUGCAUGCAUACAGUUUCAGAAUGACAUGAGGUUGAGUAAUGAUCACUUUCACUGAUGUUCUCAGACUUAAUUUGGUGUUUAACGCUUGUUAUAAAUCUGGUAUAACACAGUGGGCUUCAGAUGAACACAAAUGUCAAUGUUCAUGUGUUAAUUAUUAACAUUUAUUGACAUCCUAGCACAGAUGCGCUUUUAACAAUCAAAUGAUUACAUUUCAUUCCGAGCAUCACACUUAACACUGGAUUUUUGUAGUUGGGAGUAAAACUUGCAAAUUCAAAAAUAAAAAGUUCAAACUUA